Messenger RNA from Quercus lobata, 1650 nucleotides. Its product is annotated as plastidial pyruvate kinase 2-like. Gene Ontology annotation, biological process: glycolytic process. NCBI's taxonomy places the organism in Eukaryota, Viridiplantae, Streptophyta, Magnoliopsida, Fagales, Fagaceae. Gene Ontology annotation, molecular function: potassium ion binding; pyruvate kinase activity; magnesium ion binding. The record is from RefSeq and is a predicted model, not a curated record.
GACACUACUUUUAUUGUACACCAUUCACAAAGUGCAAUCUUGGAAUCUCAGGAUUUGUGAAAAUGUAAAUUUUUUUUGUGUCAAAAGACUUAUUGACAUUCUUGUCACAAGGGUAUUAUAAAGAACAAAAUUUUAACAUGCUAUUUCAUAUAAUAGUUACAUAUUUCCAUGUGUAACUAUAUAUUGAUUAUUAAUAUUAUAUUUGGGUUGGUUUAAUGUCUUUGUUUAUGUAUUAUUGGUUGUCAUCAGGCCCUGAAGUUAGGAGUGGGGACCUGCCCCAACCAAUCAUGUUGACAAGUGGGCAAGAAUUCACUUUUACGAUUAGGAGAGGGGGUGGCUCAGCGGAUUGUGUCAGCGUGAACUAUGAUGAUUUUGUUAACGAUGUAGAAGAGAAUGACAUGCUUCUUGUUGAUGGUGGUAUGAUGUCGUUGAUGGUGAAAUCCAAGACAGAAGAUUCAGUGAAAUGUGUAGUCGUUGAUGGAGGAGAGCUCAAGUCUAGGCAUCACUUAAAUGUUCGAGGAAAGAGUGCAACACUACCUUCCAUCAUUGUGAAGGAUUGGGAUGAUAUCAGAUUCGGAGAGGACAACAAAGUUGAUUUUUAUGCCGUCUCCUUUGUUAAAGAUGCACAAGUAGUUCAUGAAUUGAAGAAUUAUCUGCAAAGCUGUGGUGCAGAUAUACAUGUCAUUGUCAAAAUUGGAAGUGCAGACUCUAUCCCAAAUUUGCAUUCCAUUAUCACAGCAUCUGAUGGGGCAAUGGUUGCAAGAGAAGACCUUGGUGCAGAGCUCCCUAUUGAGGAGGUUCCACUUCUGCAGGAAGAGAUAAUCAAGAUCUGCCGUAGCAUGGGGAAGGCUGUUAUUGUGGCAACAAAUAUGCUGGAAAGCAUGAUUGUACACCCAACAACAACCAGAGCGGAGGUAUCAGACAUUGCCAUUGUUGUCCGAGAGGGUGCUGAUGCAGUAAUGCUUCCUGGUGAAACUGCUCAUGGAAAGUUCCCUUUGAAAGCUGUGAAAGUCAUGCACACAGUUGCAUUACGGACUGAGGCUACAAUAUCAGGCGGUGAAAUGCCAGCUAAUCUUGGUCAAGCUUUCAAGAAUCAUAUGAGCGAAAUGUUUUCUUACCAUGCAACCAUGAUGUCUAACACUCUUGGAACCUCAAUUGUUGUCUUCACCAGAACUGGUUUCAGGGCUACUCUACUGAGCCACUAUCGGCCUUCUGGCACUAUUUUUGCUUUUACAAAUGAGAAGACUAUUCAACAGAGGUUGGCAGUGUAUCAAGGAGUCUGUCCUAUCUAGCAAUUCUCGGAAGAUGCUGAAGAGACAUUUUCAAAUGCCUUAGCUUUAUUACGGAAGCAAGGGAUGGUGAAGGAAGGAGAAGAGGUAGCACUUCUCCAGAGUGGAAGACAACCCAUCUGGCGGUUCCAAUCUACCCACAAUAUCCAGGUUCGGAAAGCGUAGAUGCCUGUGAUUAUUUUGAACUGUUAGGGCACUCGAAUCUGUUCUGGGGUUUCCCUCUGAUGGAUAGACGUGAAUUUUGCUUGCAUUAUUAUUUAUGUGUAUUUCAUGGUUCCACUUGCUUCUCUUUGGUGCUUUGUUCUGUUUUGUUUUUGGUAGAAUACUGCUUUUUAAAUUUCCUGAUAUAUGUUCAGAAAUC